AUGCCGAGCAUUUUAUUAGUACUUCCCGGCGCCGCCUCGCCCGCGCAAGCCGCAGGUGCCAGCGACAUCGAGCGGUUCCUGGCUGCCUUCUACAACCAGAGGGAUGCCGUCGUCGAGGCGGCGCGGAAGCUGCUCUCCGACGAGCGGGCCCCCAGGAGGCAGAAGCUGCUGGCGGACCUCAUCCACAACCUGAGCGAAACCAUCCUGGCCGAGGACAAGGAGGACGACAAGAAAUGGUUUGAAGGUCUACAGUCUCGUUUUAAGAACAAAUCAAGCUACAUGCGGUACAGUUGUGAAAGCAGAAUACGAAGCUACAUGAAAGAGGUUAGUAGUUUUAUUUCAAAUGUUCAUCCUACAGCGAGAGAUGCAUAUAAAAGGAUAAUUGACCUGAUGGCAGAUAAACUGAAAUCUGUGAAAUACAACGGAUGCUACUUUGACAGAAGAGAGGAGGAGGCAGUCCGCCUGUGCACUACGGAGGGAUGGUUCUCUUGUCAGGGACCUUUUGACAGAGAUGACUGCCCAUGUAAGCAUUCUAUCAACCCCUACAGCAACAGGGAAAGCAGGAUCCUCUUCAGUACCUGGAAUCUCGAUCACAUAAUAGAGAAGAAACGUGCUGUUGUCCCAGAACUGGCAGAAGCUGUCAAAACACGAGAUGGAAGAGAAGUGAACUGGGAAUACUUCUAUCAGCUGCUGUUUACCGUGGAUAAUUUAAAGCUUGUACAUAUUGCUUGCCAUAAGAAAACCAAUCAUAAUCUCAGCUGUGACAAAACUAAAAUUUACAGAAAAAGGAAGCAAAACCACAAGAUUUCGUAGCGCUAUCUCUGGAAGUGACUUCUGCUGUUUUCAAAAUCAUGUCACAUGGUAUCAUUUUUAAAUAGCUCUAGUUUCUUAAACAAAAAUUUAUUUAAGAGUCCCUGGCAAAAGAGACUUGCUACGUAAUUCAACUGCAAUCUCACAAAGCAUACAUUCCUAUCAUGCCUAAUUCUACUCUCCCGUCUUCUCACUUACUACAAGCCUUCCUUAGAUCACACUGUGUUACGUAUAAAAUACAGCUGUGAGUCAGAGUAUAAAAAUGAGGCCAGAGGCUGACACUGAUUAUGCCCUACAAUCUCUUUCUUGCCAUGACAAAUGUAGGCCCAAAACUUACUUACACAGAAAUGAAACUUAGACAAAACAUUCCUUAAAAACUGAUCUGAGGGGACUUGUAGGUUUGUGUUUCUCUGAACAUUAAGCCAAACAAAGAAUACUUCAGGAUAAUUACUUUGCUCUGUGCCUUUUCCAGGCAGACAACCACUGUAUUUCAGGUAUGCCAAAGGGCGAUCCAGUGACAGAGCUGCUAGCUCUUCUGUACCAAAAUACCUGCACUCAUCCAUGACCGCUCCAUUUGCUGCUGCUCUAGACAUGCAUCUCCUAGAAGGAAGAGCAAGGCCAUGGCAUAUCUUUGCUUUUACCACCUUUGUUCUUUGUCAGCUUUCCCAUUGAUUUCCCUCUCCUUUCAAGCAGUUUCUGCCUCUUUAGCUUGAGUUUGCUUGAAGCAAUACAAGCGAUGUUACUGUAUAAUAAUCAUGUUUACCAUAUUGCUUUUGUAAAACACUUCCUACCUCAGGUAACAAAAUACAAUUUUUACUUGAUUUUUUUUUUUUU
This is a messenger RNA of Aptenodytes forsteri (emperor penguin), 1644 nucleotides long. It is a transcript of the gene DFFB, whose product is annotated as DNA fragmentation factor subunit beta. The record is from RefSeq and is a predicted model, not a curated record. Gene Ontology annotation, biological process: apoptotic DNA fragmentation. The coding region runs from base 1 to 813 and encodes 270 amino acids. Gene Ontology annotation, molecular function: DNA endonuclease activity. The transcript is spliced from 6 exons. Gene Ontology annotation, cellular component: cytoplasm; nucleus. NCBI's taxonomy places the organism in Eukaryota, Metazoa, Chordata, Aves, Sphenisciformes, Spheniscidae.